GUUCCGCCUGCGCCGUCGCCUCGCUUCACUUCAGCCUUCCAACAGAUCACCACUAACACUCGACUUCACUGCCAAACAAAUCCCUGUUUGCUCGGUUAUUCACGAUAUUUGCUGAUCUCGUUGUUAAUAUCUCAAGCACACUACUAUGCAGCACGAACGACAUCCUACAAGCAUCGGCUGAGGACAAAGCCGUCACUCUUCUUCAAGCGCCUCGAUGAACUUCGUGUACUGCUGACGGCCUAUCCUCGAAAAACUUCUCUCCAGUGUGGUCGCAGCGAUCAGCCUUGCCGUCAAACGGUCUAAAGCGUCCCUACCUUCCGUCACGUCCGCCGAAUGCUCCUUGCAUGACCCCGAACUGCCAUGCCACACAAGUAGCGCAACCUGUUGAGCAGGCGGCGAAGUCGACACACCAUGGGGAAUACGACCUCUAGCCCACGUGGUCAGGCGGAUGACGGACAAACAGAAGAGUCUAGGAUUGCAAGAAACAAUAAUGUAUCCUCAAAUGGUGAUGAUGGCUCGGGCGAUGGAAGCCUGCGCCGAGCCAGAAGAAACCCUGCCUCCUUCAGAGCAGCCGGACAAAGAGCUAGCACAUUUUACGAUGCCCUACGCCGCCAUAUACAGAACGAAUCGACGACUUUGCGGACGAGUGCAGCGCACACGUCGCCAUCUCUGGAGGAAAUGGAAUAUGAACAAGAAAAUAGACCUCUGGUAGGUCCUGGAGGCAUCGACAUGCCAGAUGCCUCCUCGCCGCAUAAUGUGGCGCAGCCACUGUCUAGAACGAGAACAGCGAUGUCAAGACUCGGGUCACGACUCCUGCCAGAUUCUGUUGCCAGAGGUCUCUUGAAUAGUGGUGAGGAAACUGCAGAAGAGGGACACGCGUUACGCUACGGAGCUUCAGAACGGUCUCGACGUUCUGUGUACGAAAGAUCACCACACAACGAGUCCAACCAUCGAUUAUCACUCACAGGUUCGAUCACGAGGAGGAACAAUUAUCGGACGGAUUCUAGACGGCGCGCAAUCCGGGGGCCGUUCCCAGUUCUACACGACUCUGAUCAGUCGUUGGACCCCGCGGCUUCGGCUGCAGAACUUUUCGAUAGUACUCGCGAUGUACCUGUUCCAGCUACAAGUUCCCUUCGCCAUCGCAACCGAUUCAGCAGAGUACGUGACUCGAUUUCGCUCUCUGCACGACUUUCCGGUCUUUUCGGGCAUUCCGCCGACCAGCUUGAACCAGGUCAGACGGGGAGAGCGUCACCUGCUGGACCAGCAAGGGCAACUUUCCCUGACGAAUCCGAUCAUUUACUACCUUCACUCCAGUCUAGUGAUCAGCGUAUGGAGACGGACGACGCCCCUCACGAAUUGGAUGCGGUUGAGCCCGAAGCGCGGACAUUGUUGGCGAGUCCAAGGGUCACUUCUGGAAUGAGUACGAUUAGGCGUUUUCAACCCGGUCUGCGAUCGCGUUCGACGCGGCUGAUACGACGGGGAGAGCACCCACCUCUCUCUCAAGUCUUGCAACUUGCAGCAGCCGCCAUUGCAGCUCAACUCUCAGGACACGCUACCGUGGGCAAUGCUGGCGGCAGUCAUCUCGGUAGCGAUACAUUCGACGGUAGUAUCCAGAACUUUGUGCAAACCCUUCAAGAUGCGGCAACAGCACAGGCAGGAGAAGGCCUGGACAUCAACUCUGCAGACGGGGAUCUGCGUCCAGUCAACUUCAUGAGAGUCUUCCAGUUCCCGAACGACGAAAAUGGGUCCCCAAUCGCUUCGCAAGCGCAGUCUCGGGAUUUGGAUCAAAUGGACAUAGACUCAAUCACAGCGCCCAGUGAGAAUGACAGAUCUGUGACCUUGGUUUUGGUCGGCGUGCGAUCACUGCCUCAUGGUCAAGAAAGUGGCAGCGGCGAGAACGGGACGUUGGGUCCAAGUCUGGAUACCUUACUGAGUCUUCCUUUCCUACCACCUGCGAAUGUGUUACGAAAUGGGAGUUCUGGCGCCUUAUUCGGCCGGUCAGAUGGAAGGGCAAGGUCGAGUCCUCGACGACAUUCCAUGACCAAUUUCAGCUUCCCUGCGCAAUACGAAACCCAAAGACAUCAGCGAACGCGCACUAGCAUGGGGCGGUUGUCAAGUACAGCAGAGCAGAGUAUACCAGCGCCAUCUGAUGCUGGAAGUGUACCACAACUUUCUGAAAGCCCGCCAGGACCAAAUCCGCCUCCCUCAACUCCAGCCGAUAUCAGGAGUGGGCAAGCCUCCCCCAUCCGCAGGCCCUCUUCAGCCUCGGCAGCUCAAAACCCAGCUCUUCCUGAACUGGAUGAAGACCGACCUCCACCCAGUCACGACCAUGUUCCCUCAGAGACCUCCUUCAACACGGCCAGACAACGCAGACGUAGCGACUCGGAAUUUGCUCGCCGGCCUGAAUUGGGCUCUGGCGCGGCUAGGCGUAAUGGCAUGGUCGAGCCUGACCAUCCGCCUGUUGGAGCCGGAAGAAGUUGGCUCAUUUACGUGGUUGGCACGAAUGUCUCGCCUGACCAUCCUGCGUUUACGAUGCCAAGUCUAUUCACAGACAACCCCUCUUAUGAGGAUAUGCAGAUGUUGUCCACCCUCCUGGGACCGGUCAAGCCGCCGGUAGCGACACGCGAGGACGUGAGUUCCGCGGGCGGGCUCUUUCGCCUCGUAGAUCAUGCGUCUGGUUUCAGAGGAGAAGCUCUUUCGGAGACCGAUGGCCUUUCCAUCAUGGUCAAUCAAGGGGAGCGGUGUCUUAUCUGCUUAUCGGACUAUGCAUCUUCGGAGGAAGUGCGACGUCUAGACAAAUGUCAGCACGUCUACCACCGUGAGUGCAUUGACGAGUGGCUCACAACUGGCCGGAAUAGUUGUCCUCUCUGUCGAGGUCAGGGCGUGCAAGAGAAGGCCAUGCCUUCGGAUUCUUCAGCUGGAGGAGCUCCAGUCACCACAUGAGUCCUGCCCCGAGACAGGGUCUCGAUGAAAGCAGUCCCUUGCCAAGGCUUACGAUGCUGUACGAAUCUCAUUUGAACAUUUUGCGAAACAGGCUAUUGGGUUGGCGCUCGUUGGGUAUCCGCUGAGACGGACUUUUCAGUUGGAGGUGUCACCUUCAAUCUCACGAUGCUUGUGACGACCGUACGGUAAAUGGCAUUCAUACAAGCCACAAGCCGCGAUAGAGGGGCUGAAGAUGCGGUUUUCAAGGGCGAUUGUGUUGUCUCGCAUACCUCCGACAGUACUGUGCUGGGACCUGGGGCGGUCUGGGAACGAAUUUUGUUGCCUUUGGCUUCUCUGUAUGAUUUCUAUUUCCCUGGGAGUCAGUGCAGCUUCUAACUUAGGAUGAGACAUGACAUUCAGCAAUGUACGUGUCAGUUGCAGCCAUGAGCCAUUUUCGGUGCCAGUUCUGUUAUGCCUAUCGACUCUGUGUCUGCGUUCAUGUUGUUGACGAAACGAUGCCUCAUCACUUAUUGGUCAGCGACAGUCUCGGAAAUUGAGAUGCAAGAACAGAUGCGAAAUGGCUUGGACUCAGCCGGCAGUCAUCGUUUUCGUAUUAGCCGGUGAUGCAUCCGGAGAUUGUCCUCAGACAUGGUGACCAAAAUAGCUCUGGGGAAGACCUAUACCACUACAAGGCAUCCUGCGCAAUUCUGAGCGCCACGCACAUCAAUAGAAACAACAAAGACGAUCCUCAAGCCCAUCUUGAACCCCCUGAUUCACGGAACAGACUUCCAACACCUUAGGUAGGUCUUGGAUGUUGGCUCUGAUCUUGGGGUAGCCCAUGCUUUCGGUGCUUUAUUGAGUCAUUACAGUCAUUAGGACAUCAUGUCGACGCCUAGCAUUGCAUCAGGUUGCAUGGCAGUAUCUCGUAUUGUUCCUUGUCGUUCCCGAUAUGGAUAGUGAGUACCGGAGUAUUGGGGAACAGUACGAGCGAGGGUCGAUGGGGCGGGACAGCCACGUGUAUACAAGAAAUGCUUUGGGCGACUUGAGGGUAAGACGCAACGAGUACUACAGUAUUUCCAUGCUUCUUUUG
Exophiala xenobiotica is the source of this 4012-nucleotide messenger RNA. RefSeq lists its product as uncharacterized. The transcript has 2 exons. Bases 412 to 2943 code for a protein of 843 amino acids. Lineage: Eukaryota; Fungi; Ascomycota; Eurotiomycetes; Chaetothyriales; Herpotrichiellaceae. The record is from RefSeq and is a predicted model, not a curated record.